AUGGCGAAGUUCCACGCCCCUGAGAUCCAGGACAAUCCCUCUGGAUGGGGUCCCUGUGCUGUCCCUGAGAAGUUUAAGGACAUGCCCUACCAGCCCUUCAGCAAAGGAGACCGUCUGGGAAAGGUUGGUCUUCCUCUGCUGCCUCACACUUUUAAUUAUGAACAGUAGUUUGCCCUGCUUCAAGAGGAGGACAUUAGGCUGACUGAUCUACUUUAUUCUGUCCAUCUGUGCAGGUAGCUGAUUGGACUGGAGCAACCUACCAGGACAAGAGAUACACAAGUGGGUUAAAUUGUAUUGUAGGAUUCAUGAUAAUAACAUGAUAUGGUGUAAACAUUAUCCAGAAUAUCUUGCCUAUUCUAAAUGUCUAUAUUCAGUAUUGAUUUUGAGGUAUUUCAGACCAUGGAUGCCAUAAUUUGACGUUUGGUUGAUUGUUUUGACAGACAAGUACUCAUCUCAGUUUGGGGGUGGUAGUCAGUAUGCCUACUUCCAUGAGGAGGACGAGACGAGCUUCCAGCUGGUGGACACUGCCAAGACGCAGAAGACUGCCUACCAGAGGAACCGCAUGAGGUUUGCUCAGGUACAAGACUAACCUGCUCGACCACACACACACACACACACACAGUACCCCAAAAAGGCUUUUCUGUGUCACCUUUUCUAUAACGGGAUGAUGUUUUUUUCUGUUUUUACAGAGGAAUCUGCGCAGGGACAAGGACCGCAGGAACCUGACCCAGUUCAAUAUGCAGACCCUGCCGAAGAGUGCCAAGCAGAAGGAGAGGUGAGCUGCAUGCAGUUGUUUAACCAAUCCACUGCUAAUGUGGCUUUCUAAAACGCAUGUCGUUCUCUGGUUUUCUCUAUACCUCUGUCUAAUCUAAUGUGGCUCUGUCCAGGGAUCGCAUGCGUCUACAGAAAAAGUUCCAGAAGCAGUUUGGUGUCCGUCAGAAGUGGGACCAGAAAUCCCAGGUAUGGGAAGAUCAACGAUGAAUGUGGACUGUUUUAUCAGUGCACCUUCUGACAUCUGAACCAUAUUGUGAUACUCCUCAGAUAACGUCUGAUGUAGUCGUAUAAAGUUUCUGGCAACAGUCUUCCCAAACACCUGCUAACGCUACCAUACGUGCCUGUCUCUCCUCCCUCCCCUUUCCCCCCUCACCCCCCUUUCCUUUCCCCCCUCACCCCCUUUCCUUUCCCCCCUCAUACCUUUCAUUUCAAGGCCCAGUUGAAGCCCCGGGACUCGUCGGUGGAGGUCCGGAGUGACUGGGAGGUGAAGGAGGAGAUGGACUUCCCCAGGCUGAUGAAGAUGAGAUACAUGGAGGUGGAGGACCCCACUGACAUGUGAGUGACUUAUUGCAUCUGUGCUCAAUCCAGGGGAGAACGACUGCCCCCUCGCAUUGAGGAUUUCAAGUUGAAGGCCGACCGCAGUACUGCAGGCAUUGUUUCCAGAAAACAGGAUCCCCGUUACAGUGAAUUUUAUUUUAUUUAUUUCACCUUUAUUUAACCAGGUAAGUGAAUGGGGAAAUGGCGAUCUUCGUGGUCAAUAUUUGUGGAUAUAACAAAAAAACAUUCAUGGUACCAAUAAUGGCUUCUAUUUCACCAGAUGUAUGUCCUUGAACCGAUUACUUUAAAAUCACACACGGACAAAGUUUUAUAAGAAUAAUCUAGUUGCUAAUGGCAGCCUGCAGUACCUCUGUCGGCCUUCAACUUGAUAUACUCCAUGAGAGGGGGCAGCACUGAGCUAGCCUUCAACGUCACUUCAUGGAGGACAAUAUUAUAUCCACGUAAAGUCAAUAGAUUUUCUUUCUCCCUCAGUGAGUGCUGUGGUGCGUUGGAGUACUACGACAAGGCCUUUGACCGCGUCACCACUCGCAACGAGAAGCCUCUCAAGAGCAUCAAGAGGAUCUUCCACACAGUGACCACCACUGACGACCCUGUCAUCCGCAAGGUACACACUCUCAAUUCCACACAUGUACAGCACUGUGCCAGGUACAAUAAGCCAGAGCAACAUAUUAUUGAUUCAGUCCUUUUGUUGUUUUGUCUGCACAUUCUUGUUCAGAACAAAUGGUUUCACACAUUUCAGAAACAAAAACAUGGUUAUUACAAUGUCCACUGCCCUGUAGAGUGUAUUCUCUGCUCUGAUGUAAAUCCUUCCCUAUACCCUCCUCUGCAGUUGGCUAAGACCCAGGGCAACGUGUUUGCCACAGAUGCCAUUCUGGCCACCCUGAUGUGCUGCACGCGCUCAGUCAACUCCUGGGACAUCAUUGUGCAGAGAGUGGGCAACAAGCUCUUCUUUGACAAGAGGGACAACUCUGACUUUGGUGAGGCUUUCUCAAGUAAAUCUAUUCAACUGUUGGUCCGUCUGACUGGUCAAGGACGUCUUAUUUACUAGUGAGUCAGUAGUCAUACCUAAUAUCCAACUCACUAAUAUUUAAGUAUUCUUGUCAUCAUAAUGCCAAUGUUUAGGGGUGCGUUCGGUUUUUGUGCAUUCGGCUCAUCUAACCAUUUGUAAAUGUUAAUGUCAGAUCUGUUGACGGUGAGUGAAACUGCCAAUGAGCCACCACAGGACGAGGGCAACUCCUUCAACUCGCCCCGUAACCUGGCUAUGGAGGCUACCUACAUCAACCAUAACUUCAGCCAGCAGUGUCUGCGCAUGGUAAGACCACAACUAUACACCAAUGGACAUGUCUAGUGCCAUUCCUUCAAUGUGAUGUGAAAAAAAUAAAAAGUCCAUGCUUUUAUGCCAUUGUAAAAAUACAUCUUAUUUGGAUGUUAAUUAUUUUAAAGUUCAUAGAGUUAUAGUAUGAUGAUGUGUCUUUGUUUUUCCCUCAGGGUGGGGAGAGGCACAAGUUCCCUAACCCCAACCCAUUUGUAGAGGAGGACAUAGACAAGAGUGAGGUGGCCUCAGUUGCCUACAGGUGGGUACUGACCCCUGCUCUCAUGCUGCUCUCUCAGUACUGCAGACCGUCUGAUCAGUCACACCGUCUAUACACAGUCACUUCAUUUACAUCUCACCACCUUCCGGAGACAUUUGAAACCCCACCUCUUUAAGGAAUACCUGGGAUAGGAUAAAGUAUUCCUUCUAACCCCCCCCCCCCCCCCCCCCCCCCCCCCCCCCAAAUUGUAAAGUGGUUAUCCCACUGGCUAUAGGGUGAACGCACCAAUUUGUGAGUCGCUCUGGCUAAGAGCGUCUGCUAAAUGACGUUAAUGUGCCCUUGAGCAAGGCACUUAACCCUAAUUGCUCCUGUAAGUCGCUCUGGUUAAGAGCGUCUGCUAAAUGACUAAAAUGUAAAAAUAUGUAAAUGUUAAGAAGUCGUCUUUUUUUUUUUUUUUAGGUACUCCUGUUUUUAAAUGGAUCCAUGUAAUCUGUGUCCUACAGGACUCUAUACUCUGGGUUAGUGGUGAGGGGUGUCGCUGUGUAGACCUGUAAACUCACCUGUGUUUCUGUCUCAGGUACCGCCGCUGGAAGCUGGGGGAGGACAUUGACCUGAUUGUACGCUGUGAGCACGAUGGAGUGAUGACUGGGGCCAACGGAGAGGUGUCCUUCAUCAAUGUCAAGACCCUUAAUGAGUGGGACUCCAGGGUAAGAGGACAGUACUAGAUAUUUGAUGCUAUCACUGGGGAUGACGUGCAGUGUCAACUUCCCCCCUAAUGGUUAAUGGUGUUAUUGAAUGUUUUGUUCUUGUCUUUAGCACUGUAAUGGAGUGGACUGGCGUCAGAAGCUGGACUCUCAGAGAGGAGCUGUUCUGGCCACUGAGCUAAAGAACAACAGCUACAAACUGGCCCGCUGGACCUGCUGUGCUAUGCUGGCUGGGUCUGAGUACCUCAAGCUAGGGUCAGUACCCCCCCCCCCCCACACACACACACACACACACACACACACACACACAGUGCAACUAUACUGUACACAAACUGUUUUCCCCCAUCAAAUGUCUACAAAUUCACUUGGUUAUCAGUUGAAUUUGACCCUGCUGGUCCUCUAUGAACGUUUCAACAUCUUGAAGAACAAUCUGGUCUUAAUGGCCAUGUACUCUUAUCUUCACCCGGCACAGCCAGAAGAGGACUGGCCACCCCUCAGAGCCUGGUUCCUCUCUAGGUUCCUGCCUUUCUGGGGAGUUUUUCCUAGCCACCCUGAUUCUACAUCUGCAUUGCUUGCUGUUUGGGGUUUUAGGCUGGAUUUCUGUAUAAGCACUUUGUGACAUCUGCUGAUGUAAAAAGGGCUUUAUAAAUACAUUUGAUUGAAUAGCUCGGUACAUCCUCUGUUGUAAAACAAUUCAACCAACCUCCAUCAGUGAAAUCCCCCUCCCUCCCAUGUCUCCAGGUACGUGUCUCGUUACCACGCAAAGGACUCGGCACGCCACGUGGUCCUGGGCACCCAGCAGUUCCAGCCCACUGAGUUUGCCAGCCAGAUCAACUUGAGCAUGGAGAACGCCUGGGGCAUCCUGCGCUGUGUCAUCGACAUCUGCCGCAAGCUGGAGGAGGGCAAGUACCUCAUCCUCAAGGACCCCAACAAGGUGAGCCCGGGACUGCUGAGCCUCUGUGACGCUUGACCACGGAGCAGAGCAUACCCUUCACUGUUUCUGUAGAGAGCUGCCAGACUAGUACUUGUCUCCGAGCAACUUGUAGUUGAUUUCCCCCAUUGUCUGACACCGUGUCUGCACACAGAGCCCUAUAAAUGUUAGUGUUCCUUAGAGUGUGAGUCAAUAUCAUCAUCUUGUGUUUGUGUGCUUUUGCCAACAGCAAGUGAUCCGCGUGUAUAGCUUGCCUGACGGGACCUUCAGCUCAGAUGAAGAUGAGGAAGAUGAUGAUGAUGAUGAUGAAGAGGACGAGGAGGAGGAAGGUGAGGACUGCCACCUUACACUAGGUGGUAGCUGUACAGUGUUUACAGUGCAUUAGGAAAGUAUUCAGACCCAUUCCCCUUUUCCACAUUUUGUUACGUUACAGCCUUAUUCUAAAAUGGAUGACAUUUUUUUAGACUCACACAAUACCCCACAAUGCCAAUGUCCUUGAGUGGCCCAGCCAGAGCCCGGACUUGAAAUCGAUCAAACAUCUCUGGAGACCUGAAAAUAGCAGUGCAGGAUCUGCAGAGAAGAAUGGGAGAAACUCCCCAAAUACAAGUGUGCCAAGCUUGUAGCGUCAUACCCAAGAAGACUCGAGGCUGUAAUUGCUGCCAAAGGUGCUUCAACAAAGUACUGAGUGAAGGGUCUGAAUACUUAUGUAAAUGUGAUAUUUCCUUUUUUUUUUUUUUAAGUGCAACAUUUUCAAAAUACCUGUUUUUGCUUUGUCAUUAUGGGGUUUUGUGUGUAGAUAGAUGAGGGGGGGGGGAGAACAAUUCAAUCCAUUUUAGAAUAAGGCUGUAAUGUAACAAAGUGGGAAAACUCAAGGGGUCUGAAUACGUUCUAAAUUCACUGUAUAUAUUACAAUGUGUGGGUAGUGGUCUCUGAAUUUGAUUUAUAUUUGAUUGUAUUCUCAGUCUAAUGGUUUGUAAGUAAUGUGAUUAAUAGUUGACUUUUUGUGCAAUAUGUUUUCCAAAUUCUGAUUGACUUAUGUUUACUGAUUUAAUGUCCUUUUCUCUCCCCCUCCUUUCUCUCUACUUCCUCUCAUGUUUUUCUAGAUGAACCAGAACCCUAAGGUGUGGCGAUUGCACCAGUGACCAGGUGGCCUGCACCACACAGAAAAGACUCCCUCGUUACGUUCAAAUAAAGAUCUGUGAAACUGGCUCUUGUUUCCAUUUAUUUUUUAUUUUCUCCUACUAAAAGGAGAGAUCAUUAUUUUCGUACUGAAAAAAUAAACACUAAGCAGGCAUGAGUCAUCAAAAUGAGUAAUGAGGAUUCCUAUUCUGCUUGGUAUCUGUGAAGUGUAUAUAUAGGGUUGAUAGCAGUUGAGUAUUCUGGUAUAUUUACAGAUACUUGACGUUUCUGUAUACAGGUUGAGUGAAUGGCUACUGGGUAGUUGGUGAGGGCAGUGCUACAUCAGUCAGACUGCUGAUCUAUGUCCCAGAUUACUACCAAGGCAUGUCACCCGUCUGCUCCUCAAACACAUGGUCAAAGCUGAGCCAAUGUAAAGGUGUUCUUCCAGUCGAUGCUUUUAUCUGCCAAAGAAUGACUGUUGUUUUUAGAGAAGGACCUUCAACAAUCACACAUAAUGACAAAUAUGACCUUCAUUCAUUACUAAAGGGGAGCUCUUACGUUCAAUCUUGCUUGCCAGAGAUGUGUUACUACUGAUAAGUGAGUGUUUCGUUAUCGCCAGGGCCCUGUCCAGAAACAACCCCUCCCAACUCAUCAGGUACUGAGCCAGUGUCCGAAAGUUGAGUCUUCCUCAGGCACAAUAAAGAAGCUGUUUCCAAACAGUAUUGCUUGGGGCAGUGACACAGCCAGACUGUUAUUUCCUGCCAAAGUAGUGUUGUCUAGCUGGAGGAACAUUCAGGGAAUUCCACUGUGAACUUUAGAUCCCUCGGACAGUAAAGAUUGAUUAGUAGGGUAUGGCUAUAGACCGUAAGCCAUUCAGACAAGACUUCCCAAGAUGGGAGGGGAGAGGACUGGCGAAAACAGCUACUGUAUACAUUCAGUUCUGAUGAAAGUGGAGUAUUUUUGAAGGCACUGGUUGUGUGUUGCCAUAUCAUACAAGUAUGAUAAACAGUGGAUUCAGAUGAGGUCAUGGUGGAAAUGGAACACUGGAAGCUCAGAUUCUCAACCAGGUCAUCUUUUGAUCUAUCCUGGCAAAACUAGAAACAGGAAGUGAAAACACACUGCAGUCAGAUAAACUGUCCUGACAGUCUCUCAAUACAAUGAUUGUAAUGAUCUCAUAAGUGAUUUUCAUUCACAGCUAUAAUACAUACUGUGAGAAAAGGUUGUUUAAUAGAAUUAUGUUAUUCUGUUUGUUCAUUUCGGCCAAGCAGUCCCUCUCUGUAGUCUCAGGGUUGCGAAUAAUCCUUAUCGGAGAGAGGCGGGGAAGAGUGCUGUGGGCAACGCUAUCCUGGGCGGAGGGGGUGUUUGACACGGUGCAAUUUGGAGAUUUGGUUGUGCAUCAGCAGCGGUUUUCUAAUGUCAGUCACUGACUGUCAAUCAAAUUAGCCAUGUCAGCUGACAAUUUUUUGGUUGGUAAAUUAGGCUAGCCAGCUUUCUUAACUUGUAGUAAUCAUGGCCGAAUACCAAGAGGCCCUGACCUCCAUGGGGCCCUCAUUGAUUUUGUUAGUCACUCUCACUCAGAUAUCAUUAACAUGGCAUAAGUCUUGGCAAAAUGUGUAGAAUUGCAGGAAAUUAGCUUUAAAACGUCAAACAUUUCUCUGCACCCCAUGGCAAAUUGGAAAGAAUUGAAGGAAAUUUGCUGUAAAACUGCACAUUUGUUCUCUCUGCCCCAUGGCAAAAUUAGUAGAAUUGCAUAUGUUAUAAAAUUGCUAAACUGCUCUCCGCCCCAUGGCAAUAUGUUUAGAAUUGCACAAAGCUUGCGUUAAAAAUGCAACAUUUUCUCUACUAUACUAAUGUGUAGAAUUGCAAGUAAUUUAUUUUAAAACUUUUGUUUUUCUCUCAGCCACAAGAGGGGGGCCACUAAAAUGUUUUACCUGCGAGGUGGGGGUGGGGCCCAACCAAAUCUUAAGGCCCCCCAAAAGGAUAGGGCCGACCAUGAUGUCCAAAGACAAACACUGUAUCAUCAGAGUUUUACAUAUCUCUGAGUCUGAACUGGAUGGAAAUGUAUCAUUACUGACUCGUUACAGUUUGAUAGAACCAUGUUACUGUUUGAUAGAACUUAUCUGCAUGCAGUACAACUCUGUAUUCCCAUCAUUCUGCAUGUUUUGAAUGUCUGAUCAAUUUGCAUGAUGUUCUGUUAUUAAUGUGAAUAUGAAUCAUUAUAGCCGCAAUCCCUAAUAGUUCUGAAAAUAGCUCUGAUUAUCAAAGUUACAGUGUGUGUGUAUUGCUGCCAUUACCACACUUGACUGUUGCCAAGGCUACACUGGGGAAAGGGCAAGACACUGGCUGUAAAAAGAUAUUGCCUCUCAGGAUGUCCUAUGUGAGUCCUUCUGUUUUUGUUUCCUUGUAUGCAACAUUUAGAAAAGUCCAGAGAUAAAUUAUAUGGGCAAGGGAUUUUACACUUUCUGUACAUAUAGGAUUACAUAUAGGGAACUCACAUGUUUUAGGAUGAUUUAGAAUCACCAUUACAAUAAGUUAUAUGACUACAGACUGCUUCACGCUGAUGUCUGGUAUUAAAUUGUCAAGGUAUUUCAGAACACUAGAAACUAGGCCUACUAUUAUUAACACAAAUAAGGCCAGACAUGAUCAGUCCCUUUCCAUUUCAUAACGUCUCAUAGAAAACUUUUCACACAAGUCAACAUCAGAAUAAAUUGCACUAACAUGUUUCAUUGCCUGUUAGCAAGACGUCUUCCAACUUCUGGUAAAGUGAGGAAGAUGAGUCUUCUGUGCAUGAAGGUACAUGUCAGCAGCACAAUCAUAGAAACAUUAUUACAUUUCACUUUUAGUAUUUUGACUGAACACAUCCUUGGAAAAAGGCCAUGACAUUAAACAGACUACUCUGAAUAAGUGCUAAGCUGGAUACAUUUCAUUAAAUUGCCUUCAUUUUUAUUUAUUUCAUUCAAUUAUGAAAAAAUAAAGGAGAAUCAAGUGAAAUGCAUAAUCAAAAUUACUGACAGAUAGGCAAUGUACAGUAUGUGCAACUGUUCAGUAUGUUUGAGAGGCCCUAACUUCAAACUGGUAAGUCAUUGAUGUUGUCCUACUGUGUCAUACACAUCAAUUUUUUCUCUCUUUCAGAUUCUCCUCCAGGAGGGUAAAAAGGCUGCUCCAGGAUUCUCUGGCACUUCCUGAACUUCCAAAUUCCUCUACAAAGCGAGUCAUGAAUCCUCUGCCAGGAGUCCAGCUCUGUGCGCCACAAUGCCACUCUGGCACGGAUGAGCUGGGAGAUCUCACUCUUGCUGCCUUUGGCCAGGCUCACACUGUCUUUACAGAUGAAGAAAACAUCCAGGCCAAUGAAGAGGGCGUUGAGGGUGAUGAAACCAGCCCGCGCUGAGCUGGAGAGGGCGAGUGGGGUGCCUUUGGCCACCUGUCCAAUGUCCGGGAUGUCCCCUGCUAGCUUGGGCAGGUUUCGUGCUGCUUUGCCUUCCUGGAGCGCCAACUUACCAGCGCUUGCGAUCAGAUCUUCCUUUGCAAGGGCCUUCACACUCAGAGCCGAGGCACAGUCCACUAUGGAGUCGAUGCCUUUUACGAUGGCCCCAGCUCUGGCAAUCACCUUCCCUGCUUCUAGCACGUCGUCCACCCCUCUCUGCCCCAAGAUGGGCUUCUUAUUACUGGCCACAUCCUCCAGACACUCCUGGAGACUCUCCACGUCCUCCAUGAAACUCUGGAAGAAUUCACUGGCUUUCUUCUCAUGGAUGCCAUUGACGUUCAUCUCUGUGAUGCCAGUGGUUAAACUGUUGACCCCAAUGGUGACCCCCAGGCUGACCCCUGCAAUGGUGAGAGCCAGUGACACCCCAGCAGUGACAGGGGUCAGAGCUAAGCCCACAAUGGAUAGGAUCCCUCCAGCCACCCCCACUGAGCUGCCUGCCACACUGGAGAUCUUAGCCCCCAGCUUCAUCCUGUCCAGCUGCACAGCACUCUCCUCCAGCUUGGUCAGAAACUGCUCCAUCCUGGGUCGGCGCUGGCUGAACCGGCCAAUGAAGCACUGA
This is a messenger RNA of Coregonus sp. 'balchen', 9661 nucleotides long. NCBI's taxonomy places the organism in Eukaryota, Metazoa, Chordata, Actinopteri, Salmoniformes, Salmonidae. The record is from the annotation of a GenBank genome assembly.